Molecule: messenger RNA, 1364 nt
Organism: Aphis gossypii (cotton aphid)
Lineage: Eukaryota; Metazoa; Arthropoda; Insecta; Hemiptera; Aphididae
Gene: spn-F
Exons: 4
Coding region: 470-1306 (278 amino acids)
Source: RefSeq, a predicted model, not a curated record
AUUAUUAUAAAUUAUUAUCUUAUUGCAUCUUAUACCAAAAAAAAAAAUUAUUUAUUAAAACUCCUUACAAGAGUUCUUUAGGCAAAUAAAUAUGCAGUAUUGUUGUUAUCACUUUAUCAGAAAUUGUUUCAAGUCUCAAGUGAUAAAUAACGGGAAUUAUGUUUACCUUUACAAGUAAAAUAUGUAAUUACUAAUUAUCUUACUCAGUAGUCAGUACUAUUAUUUAUUUUAUACUUUUUAAAUUUUUUACUAGUAGAAACAGCAGUGACAUAUCUACAUAAUUAUUUUUGUUAUUUUAUGUAUAGAUAUAUUGUAUUAUAUACACACAUUUAUUUUUCAGUUUGUUAGCUUAAUAAAUAUUAUACAUUCAUUUUUAUAAACUUAAAGAUUUUAUUUAGUUAUAGCUUUUAUAAAAAUAAUAUUGUUUAGUACCUUUAUUUUUAUAAAGUGUUUAAUAAAUUUAAAUAACAUGUCUUCUACAACAUCCAGUAAAAUAACUGAUGACGUAGGGUCAGUCGCUGCAUUGCGUGUAGCUCUCCAAACAUUGGCAGAACGUUGUGAAAGGCUACAAUCUCGUUUAGACAUAGUCGAAAAAGAAAAUGUUACUAUAAAAAGUCACUGUACAUGUCAAACAGCCAACAACAAAUCUUCAGAAGUUAAUGUUCAAGAGUUAUCUAGUAAAAAGCAACAGUUGGUCGAAUAUUUAAAAAUAGUUACUAAUGAAAAUCGUACAUUGUGGACAACAUUGUCAACAUUAGAUAAUCCAGCAGUUCAAUCAAAUGAUAAAAUCAAGCCGAAAAACUCAUUAGCCAUCAUAGAUAACUAUUUAAAAUAUAAUGAUGUUGAUUUCAAGAUGAAUUCUAAUUGCAUUAUGGAUACCGGUGAUGAUUUAAUAAGUCUUCAGUAUAAUUCAGAUGAUGAAUCUUGGCCUAUGUUAUUGUCUGAACUCAAUGCAUACAAAGAAAAAUUAACCUUAGCUAAACAUUUACUUGCUGAUCAAAAUGAUUUAAUUUUUAAUGUCACUUCAAGAUUCAAUCUACUUGUUGAAGAAGUCAAAGUUAUAAAGCCAUCUGCAGAGUAUCGAGAUGCAGAAACAUUAACAAAUUCUACUUUUGAUUCCACUACACCUUGUAUUUGUGGAGUUCGUGCAAAACCAGAUAACCAUAGAAUAUGCCCUUUAUGUAAAUUAUACAUUGUGGGAGCUGAAGGCGAUAAAAUGUUUGAUAAAUUAGUUGAACAUGUAAGCAGUCAUUUUCCUGAUGAAGAACCUGAAACUAUAAUUGAUAGUUUAUCUGGCCACUAUUAAAAAUGUUGAAAGCAAUCAUUAAUCAUCGUUAAUAUAAAAAUAUUUCUUAUUUUGUUAA